AUGGCGUUCCAGAUAUCGAUCGGCGAUAUAUUAAUGCUGUCGAAGCUUGCCUGGGAUGUCACGCAGGCCUUCACAUCGGGCAGGAAGUCGGCACCAGCAGAGUUCCAGGAAGUGCAGAAUCAGCUCAGCUCACUCACCCAUGCACUGGAAUCGUUGAAAUCACUGUCCAGGGUCUCCCCAGGACACGACGAUGGGGCGCCAGUUAGCAGUAUCGCGCGGAUCCUGCAGAACUGCCGCUUCACACUGGAACACCUCGAGGCACUCGUAAACAAGUACAUGAUCAUUGAGAACGAAAGUGGACCCACUGAAUCGAAGAAAAGGCGAUGGCGUGAGGAGAUUCGGAAGAACUGGAAAAAAGUGCGGUGGACAAGGGAAGGAGGCGAUCUCACGAUACUCCAGCAUCAUCUUGGGGUCCAUAUUAACAGCCUCAACCUUAUAAUAGCAGUCCUGAACAGUGGAAUUAAUCAGAACACGGGCCGGAAGGUAGAGGACGUUCAUGAAAUGCUGCAAGAAAUCCAUGCCUGGUUCACGAGCAAUUUGAAAGGCCGAACUAUGAGUUUCUAUGAGCCUUCAUCGAGAUCACAAGAGACGCCACCCGAGCUGUCUUUCGCACUGCACCUAGGAGAGCGUGCGCCGUUUGACGCUGCUGCUCUUUGCGACAAUGCGUCUUUCAAUGCGAACUGGCUCCAAACUCCGGAUCAGCCAGUCUUCAAGUGUAACUGUCAGCUCCGACGCACCAGAUACGGUGACAUUCACGAUGAAGAGCUGAUGCAGUACUUCAUCCUGGAAAAUAUGGUUGUCCUCUGGCAGAACAUCCCAGCUCACUUGCCUCAUAAUCCGAACCAUACCCAUAUCAAUAUAUUCGAUGGUGUCAUAUCCAAUCUCGCAACCAGAAUGGCUAGACGAGCGUUCCAUCAAGGAAUGGCCUCCUUGAUGGUGUCUCCAUCCACCAACCCGUAUACCGGGAUUCCUGUGGUUUCAGUCCUGAAUAUGCUUUGCCAGUUAAGUGAUGCAAGCGAAUUAUACAAUAAGAUCGAAAAUGUGAGACUGAGGGCCAGCGGACACAUAUACUCUACUGGCGCUAUCGAAGCAGUCCAUCUGGUUCAUUACCGGAAUUUGACUGGUGAUGGAGCGUGGGUUUUCAAUGAAACGGCGGCUAUUGUAUUGGUUGUUCCCUUAAAUACGCGCCUUGUUGACUCCACAGAGGAUGAACCGUUCGAAUUUACCCUCACUGGUGAACGUCCACGAGUCUGUGAUGUAGCGGAUGAGAGAGCUAAACUUCCACAGUGA
This is a messenger RNA of Aspergillus nidulans FGSC A4, 1290 nucleotides long. RefSeq lists its product as uncharacterized. Lineage: Eukaryota; Fungi; Ascomycota; Eurotiomycetes; Eurotiales; Aspergillaceae. The record is from RefSeq and is a predicted model, not a curated record. The transcript is spliced from 5 exons. The coding region runs from base 1 to 1290 and encodes 429 amino acids.